This is a messenger RNA of Paramuricea clavata, 1674 nucleotides long. The record is from the annotation of a GenBank genome assembly. Lineage: Eukaryota; Metazoa; Cnidaria; Anthozoa; Malacalcyonacea; Plexauridae.
UUUUAGAUCGGUCCACUGCCACAGCGAACUCGCCAAGCGACAAGAACAGAAGUUUAAACUUGGAAUCUCAAAAUCUUCAAGAUCUUCGACAGUACAUCAACUCCAGUUUUCAAAAUGCCGAAUCUCUGUUGGUGAAAAUAAUGAGAAUAACCUUGGAGGAACACGACUCCAGUGGUAAAGUAAGUAAAAGGCCUGGUCACGAGUAGCGUCGCCGUGGUUUGGAAACUGUUAAAGCGAGAACGGAUCCUUAUACUCUGGUAUGAUGAGAUGUGUUCCAAGGACAUAUGAAGCUUUUUUGGCAGGAGAGGGUUCCAGCGGCAAAUUCCAAAAGUUUAGGACAUAUAAAAUUUUCAAAACGACUUAAUUAACUCGCGCCAUGAAUGUCCAAACGUCGUGAAAUUUUCAGUAUACACUAAUUUGAGCAUGGCAAUUUCAAUUCUGAGGUUCAGUUUUGGCAAAGAUCUGUAGAUAGUGAGAUGAAAACUUGAUGGCGUCAAACUCGGAUCGGAGAAUAGGGUGUUUGGGUUUGGGAGAAUUUGAUUUGCGAAUGUUUGUACGCAUGUCUUUUGCAAAAUGUACUACUCUAAUGCCUCAAACCUAAAUAAAAUUUGCUUAAAUAAAGCCUUCAUGGCUGCAGAGUGGAGAAAAUAAUGGGAUAACCAGCGACUAAUCACCCAAGGAUUUUUUGAGUUAUAUCUAGCUCCACGACCACUGCCUCCGCAUGUGUUUUGGAAUUGGCCUGUAAUUUCAGAAUUCUUAAUUUUAGUUUAAAUUUGGAGUUAUAUAGUAGCCUCUUGAGCCAUGCCACCAAUAGACUACUGUUUAUUGGAUUCGAUUCCCAGCCGUGGUCAAGUCGAAUUCUCUGCUUGCCCGGCUCAUACUCGUAAGAAGAAAUUAAGCACCAGAACAUGAGUGGUUUAUUACACUCUUGUCCCAAUGUCCUUGCUUUCAUGUGAUAUCCUCGCGUUCAUGUGGUGUCCUCGCUUUCAUGUGAUAUCCUCGUUCUCAUGUGGUGUCCUCGCUUUCAUGUGACAUCCUCGCUUUCAUGUGACGUCCUCGCAUUCGUGUGGUUAUUCCCUCGUGUACAAUAGGGGCAAGGAUAUGCACGAAACAUGGAAAUAUAAUCUUCAUGUGUGCCUGCCACGCUAAAACAGGCAAAUGUGGAAACGAGGUCAUUGGGGCAAAAGUGCAAUAAACAGUAAAAUCUGUUAUAUUAGCAUGAAUGCUUUUAUAAGUCGUGAUAUGUUGAUGUCUCAAGGUAUUUGUUGGUAUUUGCAGCGAUUCCUUUUUUGCUUAUAGCUUGACGAGUUAAAGAAAGAGUUGGAAUCCUUGCGGACAUUAUUGUUUAAAAGUGUCAAGGUGUUGGAUCAUUUGUGGGCUGAGCAUCUUUCGUCCGGACCUACAUCUGCAGAUAGAUUAACAAGACAGGUAUUGUGCUGUGCAUAUCCUAACAUACCUACAUGUAAUUUAUUACGCCGAUUAAAAGAUUAUUUUAUGCGAUGAAAAUACAUUAUUUAAUGACUUUCAAUUAAGGUUGGAUUGUCGUGAAAUAACCCUAUUUUCAAUAAUUUUCUAAAAUUUCAGAACGACGAAUUGCGUAAAGAAAUCACAUUACUUAAAAAGAGAGUGCUCAGUCAAAGUAAAAUCUUGGAAAACACAGCAACCCGUCUUGAG